AUGGAAGGCUCUUCAGAUCAGCACUUUUCGGUCACUACCCACAAGAGAAGCAGCAUGGCCCAGUGUCCUAGCAAUAUAGAGCCACAAAAUCUAACACGUGUCUCGGAAUUCCAACUCCUGAGCCUCUCAGAGGACCCAGACCUGCAGCCCAUCCUCUUUGGACUGUUCCUUUCCAUGUACCUGGUCACCAUCCUGGGGAACCUGCUCAUCAUCCUGGCCAUCAGCUCUGAUUCCCACCUCCACACCCCCAUGUACUUCUUCCUCUCCAACCUGUCCUUGGCUGACAUUGGUUUCAUCUCCACCACAGUUCAAAAGAUGCUUGUGAACCUCCUAACUCACAACAGAACCAUCUCCUAUGUGGGUUGCCUGACACAGAUGUCUGUUUUUAUCAUUUUUGGAUGCAUGGAUGAUCUGCUUCUGACUGUGAUGGCCUAUGACCGCUUUGUGGCCAUCUGCCACCCUUUGAACUACUCAGUUAUUAUGAACUCUCACCUCUGUGGCUUCCUAGUUUUGCUAUCUCUUUUAAUUAGCCUUUUUGACUCCCAGCUGCAAAACUUGAGUGUCUUAAACUUUUCCUACUUCAAGGAUGUAGAAAUUUCCAAUUUCUUCUGUGACCCUUCUCAACUCCUUAAUCUUACCUGUCCUGAAACUUCCUCUAGUACCAUGGUCAAAUGCUUUGUUUUUGCCAUAUUUGGUUUUAUUCCCAUCUCAGGGAUCUUUUUCUCUUAUUAUAAAAUUAUUUUCUCUAUUCUGAGGAUCUCAUCCUCCAGUGGGAAGUACAAAGCCUUCUCCACCUGUGGGUCUCACCUGACUGUUGUCUGUGUAUUUUAUGGAACUUCCCUUGGAGUGUACCUUGGCUCAGCAGUAUCAUAUUCUCCCAGAAAGGGUGCAGUGGCCUCAGUGAUGUACACAGUGGUCACACCCAUCCUGAACCCCUUCAUCUACAGCUUAUGGAAUAAGGACUUAAAAUGCUCCCUGAGGAGGCUGUGCAGUAGCUUGGUGUGA
This is a messenger RNA of Marmota monax (woodchuck), 1005 nucleotides long. Its product is annotated as olfactory receptor 7E178-like. Gene Ontology annotation, molecular function: G protein-coupled receptor activity; olfactory receptor activity. Gene Ontology annotation, cellular component: membrane. The transcript is spliced from 2 exons. Bases 1 to 1005 code for a protein of 334 amino acids. Gene Ontology annotation, biological process: G protein-coupled receptor signaling pathway. Lineage: Eukaryota; Metazoa; Chordata; Mammalia; Rodentia; Sciuridae. The record is from RefSeq and is a predicted model, not a curated record.